GUGCAUAGCUUUAUUGCCACAGUCUGGUUUGAGAGAAACACAGAACGGGCGAGUCAGACGACGUUCGUCUAUUGUUCGUCUAAGCCUCAGACCAACACACCAGGAUUCGUAGCAGGCAAACACACCCAUACAAAGCAAAUGAGCGUGUGCAAAUGACAACGCUCAUUGACAACAAACAUAAACACAUGUAUGUGGCACACGACACAGACGUGAGACACGAACCACAAUAGACACAGCAUUCAAAUCCAGCAUAGCACUUACACUUGACGCCAGCUGAACGUCCUAUGUGAGGACAUUCACGGCCUUCCACCUCUCUCUGGCUCCUUCUUAAGCCUUGUCGGCGAAGCUCAACGGGGGCCGAGGGGCCGGCAGCAAAGAGACUUCGGUGGAGUCCUCCCAAUCGUCCCACUCCGUGCGACGCUGCUGGUCACGCACACCAAUCUGCACACCACACACCAUACCACACACACACACACACACGAUUCAUGAAUGGAUGCACGAAUGUAUGCAAUCUCACUUCUCCUUUACCGCCUCUCUGAAGGCCUGACGCAGGCCGUCCACCGUCAGCUCUGACGGCCUGCGGACACACACACACACACACACACUUGGUGCAGCCAUGCUCGCCGUGUGUCUCCGUGCAUGUGUCGCCCCAUUCCUUCGUUGAUUGAUCGCCUCAUGUACCUGAAGGGCUUGAUGAUCUGGUAGGUGCCCGACUGGCGCCCCACGUUGUUGCCCUCCUUUCGGGCAUCCUGCAAGAAAACCAGUGAGUGCCCGGUACACGCCCAGCGCAGGCACUCCUGGAGGCGCGCGCAGUACCUGGAGCAUCUGUGUGACUUGGUGGCUGGGCAUUUGAGCAGGGUCGAUGGUGCCCACAACCAGAUGGUAAUACCUGCGGAUGAAUGCGCAAACACCCACCCCACGCACGCGCGCACGCAUGGCUUUGUGUGCACAUGGAUGUCUCUCUGUUGGCUGUGCCUGUGUGUGUGUACCAUACCCGCGGGGAUGCCAGUGCACCCCACGACGCAUAGCACCCGGCUUCUCGCCUUGAUCGUCCUCCUGAUAGAUGGAUAGAUGGAUGGAUGGAUGGACUGGGUCACACAGGUGUGUGCGAGCGGUGGGUCUGUCUAUCUGUUUUUUCUGCAUGUCGGUGAGUGCACAUGGCCUACGCGUUCCUUGGUCUGGCGCUUGCGCUUGCGCUUGCGCUGCGGGUCGGCCAUUUGCUGUAACACAAGCACACAGACACAGGCACAGACACAAACAAACACAAAGGCGUGGGCACGUGUGUGGGUGUAGGGGUCGGUGGCUGAUUGAGCCACGUGAUGUGUGUACGCACCUCCAGCCGCCUCCUGUCUAUGUCGCGCUGCUCGUCCAGCAGGGACUUGGCGAACUGACACAACGCAUAAUUGCACAUGGCGUGUGCAUGGGAUUGUGUGUGUGAGCAACGGACGGACCUGGUAGAGUUUUUCGCCUCUGAGGAUCCUUCGUGACGUCAGGGCAGAAAUGCCUUCACCUGCAGCCACGCAUUGCCAAGAAUACACACCCUUGGGGCCGCUGUUGUGUGCGUGUCCGUGUGUGUGCACCAUACCAGCAUCAGGGCGCGGCAGAAUGCGACGGCUGUUGGGAGAGUCACCAGUCUCCAUGGCUGCUUCCUCCCUCUCCUGGUGCUCCUGGUCCUCCAUCUCGACGACAUCCCGCUUUCUCUUCUUCCCCUGUCCGGCUGCUGCCGCUGGUGCUGGUACGCGUGAGGCUGUCUGUGUGCUCUGUGUGCGAGUGAAUGUUGGUGCGGUGAAGGGGCCGGUCGAGGGAUGGGCAUUGUGUCUGCUGAAAGUGGGGAGGCGAUAGUCGGCUGCAGAGUCCAGACAGAGACAUGAUAAGGAAAGCACAGAUUGUGCUAGCCUUUGGGCAGCCUUCUAAUGAUCCCUCCCCGUAUCAUGCAAACUGACCGUGUCUCAUGCCGUUCUUCCACUGCCCCUGGCCCACCAGCUUGCCCUCGUUGCCGUAGCGCCAGAAUGUGCCACUUACAAAGCUGCCGGCCUGCCAUUCGCCCUCGAACUUCUUGCCGCCCGUCUCGUGGUCGUACUCGAUGCCGUAGCCAUGACGUUGGCCGUCCGCCCACUCUCCCUGGUACCUGCGGGCACAGCAGAGAGAGAUGAAGACAUGUGUGUCGGCGGCGGCAGGAUGGUGUGAUCUCGCUGCUCACCAGACAGUGCAUCCGUCCCCGUAGAACACUGUGCCCUGACCCUCUUUCUUGCCCUUGGACCAUCCCCCCUCGUAAGCCUUGUGGUGCGCAAGAGUGAGGCCUCUCAGAGCUGAAUGGUGGUCGCGAUAGUCGCCUGCAGACCCACAUGUGGAGCGCACAGACACAGAUGGGCCGUUUGCUUGUGUAUGUUCGUGCUAUAUACGUGAGAGACGGCAGCGGUCGUCAUCUGGAGACACACACAUGAAAGCACAGAAUGGUAUGUGUCAGACUGUGUCUCGGUCCCCCUCUCAUGUAUCUGUGUGUCUCUACGAAGCAACUCACUGUAUUCAAUGCCUUGUCCAUGCUUCAGUCCGUCGAGAAAGCCUCCCUGGUAUUUGACCUUGCCCUGUAUCCAAAACACCGGCAUCUGAAGUGUUGAUGGCCCCACUGUUCCCUGAGCCUCACUCACGUUAUAGAAGUGUUCGAUGACCUCUUCACUCUCGUCGAUUUGGUCGUCCUUCCAGUGGCACUUCAAAUGAGGCUUGCCGUUGGGGUAAUAGGUGGUGCCGGGGCCGUUGCGCAUUCCCUUGCUCCACUCGCCCUCGAACUUCUUGCAGCUUGUCCUUCCAUCGUACUCGACCCCAUGGCCAUGACGCUCGCCGUCCAUCCACCUUCCCUCAUACCUGCAUGAAAAGAUACGGGUGAGACGGGAACCUGCAUUGCUUGUGAACAAGAUGUCAGGUACUUUGCCUGAUUGCCCACCAGGGAGUGCAUCCGUCCUCGUAGAACAGUGUUCCCGAGCCCUCCCUCUUGUCCCUGGCCCAGCACCCCACGUAGACCUUCGGAGGGGCAACAGUGCGGCCGCUUGGAGCUGAAUGGUGGUCGCGAUAAUGGCCUGCAGACCCACAUGUGGAGCGCACAGACACAGAUGGGCCGUUUGCUUGUGUAUCUGUUCGUGCCAUAGACACGUGCACCAUACUUCUCUGGUAUUCGGUGCCGUAUCCACAUCUGAGUCCGAAAAGCAUCUGGCCCUCAUACCUGACGCUGCCCUGCAUGUGAAUGGCACAAAGACAGACAGGACGGUAUGGAGACGCUCUUUUUCACGUUUCUCAGUAUAAUGCUCUUCAUUCGCCCAUGUGGACUCACUCACGUUGUCGUAGUAUUCAAUGACCUCCUUGCUGUCAUCGAUCUGGUCGUCCUUCCAGUGGCACUCGAAGUGAGGGUUGCCGUUCGGAAAAUAGGCGGUCCCUUCCCCAUUGCGCCUUCCAUGGUUCCACUGGCCAUCGUACUCUUUCUUGUUGAUUAGGUCUCCAGCUCCUCCAUAAUAUUUGAUGCCAUCGCCAUGAAACAAGCCCCCACGCCACUCUGAAGGCCAGAAAUGGGCGUCCAAGCAGUGUAUAGGUUUGUUUUCUAUCGUUGCUGGCUCCCUCACCUCCUUCGUAUCGUUUGGCGUUGAGGGAGACGUGUCGAUUGGAAGAGCUGGUUAUACGCAGAACGCCCCAGCCCUCAGGCACCUGUGUCCACAUAGGCAAGAUGGACCUCCUGGCGAUGGAUGAGUUUCAUCCAGCCCCUUUGGUCCAUGCUCACCCCGUUUCGUAUCAUGCCCUCGUACUUGCCCCCCCUCAAACGAUCGUUUCGCCUGUCAAAGACGCCAUGAUGAGCGCGGGCGAGGUCAACCUCACACAUAGCCCCCACGAUCUUUAGGCGGUUCUCUUUCAUCAUCUCUUCGAGGAGACAGUCGUGAAGCGGCCCGUUCUCAACAGUCUGUGUCAUGUCGGUUGUCGUGUCGCUGCUGGUGGGGAGCACCAUGGCCUGGUGAUGCGUGUGCAUCGGAGUGUGAGUUCCCGGCUGCAUGGCCGCUCGUCAAACGACGUGAAGGCCAGGGAGUGGUUCAACAAAGCUUGGGGCGGAGUCCGUAUCCAAGGACCGUUGAAUGGCGUCACCACAGGAAGAUAAGUCACUGUUUUGCACUGUUUCGGGAGAGACUUGGGCUUUUAGGCAAGGAAACGUUUCGCGCCCAUCUAAGCUCGCCCGAAUGAAAGCAAAGCAGAGUGCCGCAGGUGGUUCUGUGAAGCAGAAUCGAUGCAAACGGAUGCACUGAGUAAUCCCUGUCUCACAGCUUCCUGAAUUACCCACACACUCCUGAGAACGGACCGCUCCUCUCCACCCUUGUACAGAAGUCGGUCCUGAUCAGGCG
Messenger RNA from Vitrella brassicaformis, 4376 nucleotides. The record is from the annotation of a GenBank genome assembly. Lineage: Eukaryota; Vitrellaceae.